Molecule: messenger RNA, 858 nt
Organism: Lachancea dasiensis
Lineage: Eukaryota; Fungi; Ascomycota; Saccharomycetes; Saccharomycetales; Saccharomycetaceae
Source: the annotation of a GenBank genome assembly
AUGGAAAUGUCUAGUGAGGGUUCGGUUUCAGCGGCUGUAGGGAGAUCUUCGGAUGUUGUAUCCAGUGAAGCAUCUCUAAGUCAAGACUCGGACCAGACGUUGAGAAGCAGUGGCACGAGCCUCAAGGAGAGCCUGUUCAGCCGGCUUCAGGUUGUCGGGAUCAAGUUCAACAUAUUGGACAGACUAUUCAAAUCGGAAAAUAGGACUCAAUCUCUACAAUACGGUGCUAAUGCUGACGGAGUGUUCAGUAAUCUGACGGCGAAGCCGGAACAAAGCGACGGGACAGAGCUACAGGCGCAAGACAAACCACCCAACUACGACGAAGCGGCUCUGGAUAUGGCCCCUUCAUAUUUUGGCAUGGAUGAAGAGAACCUUGGAAUGUAUUAUAAUGAAAUAUGUUUCGAGGGGCUACCAGUAGGCAAUAUUGUGAACUUACUGUGGAAUAUAAUCGUCAGCGUCAGCUUUCAAUUCGUGGGAUUCCUUCUCACUUAUAUCCUCCACACGUCACAUGCAGCUAAGCAAGGCUCUCGUUUUGGUUUAGGUAUGACGUUUCUAAGUUACGGAUACUCUAUGAUUCCCAACGAUAUCACAUCUAAAGUCGGUAAGACAAAAAGCAUUGAUAGACUAAAACCCUUGGACCCCGACGAAUUUGAUGAUACACAUCUUUAUACAGGCAGCGCUGUACGGGAUGGGUUCGAGUCCACCUUAAGUCACGGUGUUGACGAAAAACGGGAGAGCGUACCAUUAUUGGCCAUCGUGUUAUUUGGCAGUGGGAUUUUGAUAAUGGCGAAGAGCGUCUUUGAUUAUGUGGUCGUCAAAAGGAAAGAAAAACGUUAUCUAGCACAAGAGCAGGGUUGA